Molecule: messenger RNA, 2759 nt
Organism: Oryza sativa Japonica Group (Japanese rice)
Lineage: Eukaryota; Viridiplantae; Streptophyta; Magnoliopsida; Poales; Poaceae
Source: RefSeq, a predicted model, not a curated record
CACACCCGCCGCCACGUCACUCCACGCCGCACCCACCCACUGCCCGUUCCGUUCCGGCGACGCGCGCGGCGGCGGCCGCCGUCGUCGUCGGCGCCGGCGGUGGCCCGCACACGCACGCGCGGCGAACUCCUCCCCCGUGCUGCUUGCCGUAAGCCCCCCGCGCCCCGACAAUCGGUGGGGGGUCGCGCCGCGCGCGGUUCCCUUUCACCCGCUCGGUCCAAACCCAACCACCGAGCAGCAGAAUUCGUUAGUUCGUCGCCAUCUCGAAGGCAUCCAGCUCACGGCAUCUCACGCUGUCUUCAUCAUCAUCAGCCUGAGAGCUGAAAGAAUUUGGGCGUAGCUCGCAAGGCACGCUUCGCGGGGAGAAGAAUCCAGCAGCUGCAGGUGAAGUCAGUGGAGCGAGGUGGGCGUGAACGCGUGAGCCACCGGAGUCGAGGAAUGGGGCCGUCCAGAAGCUUCCAGAACCUUCUUCUCCUCCUCCUCCCCCUCGCGCUGGCCCUGUGCUCCGCCGCGGCCAGCGGGGAGGCUUCGAGAAGGUUCUGGGUCGAGAACGACACCUUCUGGAAGGAUGGCGCCCCGUUCCAGAUCGUCGGCGGCGACGUUCACUACUUCCGCAUUGUCCCUGAGUACUGGAAAGAUCGCCUUUUAAGGGCAAAGGCGCUGGGCUUGAACACAAUUCAGACAUAUGUUCCUUGGAAUCUGCAUGAGCCAAAACCGCUGAGCUGGGAAUUCAAGGGUUUCACAGAUAUUGAAUCAUAUUUAAGACUUGCUCAUGAAUUAGAUAUGCUGGUCAUGCUUCGUGUAGGUCCAUAUAUUUGUGGAGAAUGGGACUUGGGGGGAUUUCCACCUUGGUUACUGACCAUAGAACCAACCAUCGAACUGCGUUCUUCAGAUUCAACCUAUCUUUCCUUGGUGGACAGAUGGUGGGGAGUACUACUCCCAAAAAUCGCACCACUAUUAUACAGCAAUGGAGGUCCUAUCAUCAUGGUGCAGAUUGAAAAUGAAUUUGGUUCAUUUGGAGAUGACAAGAAUUAUCUUCAUUACCUUGUUGAAGUUGCCAGAAGAUAUCUUGGGAAUGACAUUAUGCUGUAUACAACUGAUGGUGGUGCCAUUGGAAAUCUAAAGAAUGGAACAAUUCUUCAGGAUGAUGUUUUCGCUGCUGUUGAUUUUGAUACUGGUUCCAAUCCAUGGCCAAUAUUUCAACUACAGAAGGAAUACAACUUGCCAGGAAAAUCAGCUCCUUUAAGCUCAGAAUUUUACACUGGAUGGCUAACACACUGGGGGGAAAGAAUUGCAACAACUGAUGCUAGCAGUACAGCUAAAGCUCUUAAAAGAAUUUUGUGCCGCAACGGUUCUGCUGUACUUUAUAUGGCUCAUGGUGGGACUAAUUUUGGGUUUUACAAUGGUGCAAAUACUGGUCAAAAUGAAUCUGACUACAAGGCAGACCUCACUUCAUAUGACUAUGAUGCACCAAUUAGGGAGUAUGGGGACGUGCAUAAUGCAAAAUACAAAGCACUAAGAAGAGUUAUACAUGAAUGCACUGGCAUUCCUCUUCUCCAACUUCCUUCCAAAAUUGAAAGAGCUAGUUAUGGGCUUGUAGAAGUACAGAAGGUCGCUUCUUUGUUUGAUGUCAUUCAUAACAUCAGUGAUGCUCUGAAAGUGGCUUUUUCAGAGCAGCCUCUAUCCAUGGAACUGAUGGGCCAGAUGUUUGGUUUUCUACUGUACACAUCAGAAUAUCAAGAAAAACAUUCAUCCAGCAUCCUAUCAAUUCCAAAGGUACAUGACAGAGCUCAAGUGUUUGUGUCCUGCUCACACGGUGAUGUCAGAAAACCGAGAUAUGUUGGCAUAGUUGAAAGAUGGUCGAGUAAAACACUACAAAUACCAAGCUUAAGCUGCUCAUCUAAUGUCAGCUUAUAUAUCCUGGUAGAAAACAUGGGUCGAGUAAAUUAUGGACCAUAUAUUUUUGACCAGAAGGGCAUACUAUCUUCUGUUGAAAUAGAUGGCAUUAUUCUCCGUCACUGGAAAAUGCAUCCGGUUUCACUUAAUGCGGUGGGCAACCUUUCAAAACUUCAACUAAUCAUGCAGAUGACUGAUGCUGAAGCUAGCAAAGUAUCCAUUUAUGGUGAUUCAGAAAAUAAGUUGCAGGAUGUAUCGCUCUAUCUAAAUGAAGGGAUUUCAGAGGAACCGGCAUUCUAUGAAGGCCAUUUUCAUAUUGACUCUGAAUCUGAGAAAAAGGACACAUUCAUAUCAUUUCGAGGUUGGAAUAAAGGAGUCGCUUUUGUGAACAACUUCAACAUUGGAAGGUUCUGGCCGGCCAUUGGACCACAAUGCGCUCUGUAUGUUCCUGCGCCGAUCCUCAAACCUGGAGAUAAUGUCAUUGUGAUCUUUGAACUGCAUAGUCCAAACCCUGAGCUCACCAUCAAGUUAGUGAAGGAUCCAGAUUUCACAUGCGGCCAGUGAAGUUGGAGCAUAGAUUAUUCCCAUUCGGUAUGAUUUGUAUAGGUUUCUGUGGCAUUGUCGCCCAAUUCCGGUGAAGGAACAUUUCCUUCUCUUCCGCUGUGAUUCCACAAAAAUGACGGAAUUCUACAGUGCAUACUAUUCACUUAGGUAUAUGCAGUGCAGGAUUAGAAAUGUGGUACCAACAAAAUAAAAGGGAUGGCACAUGAUGACAUGAACAGCAGAUACUGUACCAAGUAUCAAAUCAUGUAUAAAUCAACAUUCAGAUCUUGUUAGUUCUGCAUUUGAGCUAAGAACCUCAA